AGGACAGGUUUGGAGGGAUAUGGACCAAGCGCAGGCAAGUGAGACUGGUACAUUGUUGGCCGGUGUGGGUGAGUUGGGCCGCAGGGUUUGUUCGACACUGUAUCACUCUCUGUCUCUAAGGUUUGAUAAUGGGGUUGAGAGGGAAAGAUAGAUCAGCCAUGGUGGAAUGGGCGGCGUAGAUUCGAUGGCCUGAAUGGCCUCAUUCUGCUCCUAUGACUUACAGAUUGAUGGUAACCAGGCAAUGUAGCCAGACAGGGCAAGGACACGGUGGUCUCAGUUCUUGCACAAGCUUCUAAAGAAAACACUGAACUCGUUGGACAUGAUGGCGGCGAUGAAGGAUGGAACGCGCCAGUGCAGAGGCCGGUGGGUCGGCGCUGCUUGUUGCCAUGGUGAGACAGUGGACGUGUGGGCUUGCUCCGCAGACAGUGUUGUUGCAACAACUGACUGUGUAACUUGCCAAGGGAGUGGCUGAUCACCAAAUCCCAGCCCUGCAGCGAUCCGCUGGUAACUCCCCUCCUUGCAGCAGCUCCACUGCUCAUAGCCGUGGGAGGGAAGAGGCUUAAUAGGAUCUCACACUCGGUCCCGGAACACGGCACUUCACCGGAGUCACCCUUGCUCAGCACACGGACACGGAGAGCGACGCCGGCAACCGCUCACUUCGCGAAUACACCUCAGCGGUCUGACUUCAUAUCGCCUGCAAACUAAACACCUGCAACUCGCAUCCAGCGAGACAGAUUAAUGAUGCAGGGCACUUUGAACCACGGCCCACACCUGGACAGUGGCCAGGCCGGCUGCCUACACACCCGCAUGGAGACCAUCGUGUUGAACGGAGCGGCGGUCAGUCACGGCCAUGCCAGGGCCGUGUGCCCGGGGCGGGGACCGGAUUCACGGGGAGACUCCUUUGAGCCGAGCGUGCGCUGGACGUGCCGGGAGAUCAGCGUGUCCCCAGCGCCCGGUUGCCAGACACAGGAGGGGUCUCUGUCCGGGCUGGGCAGGUCCCAGACGUUCAUGGCGCGGCCGGUGGGCAGUCAGAAGCCCCCUAUCCACGACGGAGUGCGGCGGGUGAAUAGCACCCGUGUAACCGCGCAUCAGGAGAGAGCGAAGGUGUCGGAGUAUUCAGGGCGGCAUAGCCCCCCCUUCAACACAAACUGCCCGGACAGCGAGCCUUUGUCACCAAGUCUGGAUGCCACCCUGGAAAACCUCAACAACCUGAUUCUGGAGCUAGACCCGACCUUCCAGCCCAUCAACACGUGUCCCAGUAGAGGCCGUUUAACGAGCGGGCUGCAGGGGUCAGCUGGCCGAAGACUCGCUGCUCGACACACAUACUCCGGCCACUCCCUGCCGCGGCCCGGCCUAGCCCAACCCAACCCGGCCCAGCCCGGGAUCCUGAUCUACGAUGAAUGGGACUCGAGAAGCUCCGACCAUGACAGCACCUCCCUCAGCUUGACGUGUGAGUCCGACUCGCCUGGGUUGCGCCACCAAAGCACAGCCGUGCCGGUCUACAGGAUGGUAGGUCCACGCAUCGCCUCGUCCCGCCUCGUCCCGCCUCGACCCGCCUCGACCCGCCUCGACCCGCCUCGUCCCGCCUCGUCCCGCCUCGACCCGCCUCGUCCCGCCUCGACCCACCUCGUCCCGCCUCGACCCGCCUCGACCCGCCUCGUCCCGCCUCGACCCGCCUCGUCCCGCCUCGACCCGCCUCGUCCCGCCUCUGGGACAGCGCGGAGCCCCGUCUUGCCCGGUGCAUCGUUCAACGUGACCCAGCCAAGCCCCGAUGUGCUGUUGUCUUUACUAACGGCAGUAUUCUCUCCACAGCCCGAGACCACACCGCACCAUGUGCUCGAUGCAGGGAAGACGAACUGCUCCUCUCUCGCAUACAGUUCCUACAGCCCCGCUGCUUCCAGCACGCCACACUUCAGGCCAUUGUCCCCCGACUCUUGGAUUGCUGCCAACCAGGUCGACUCCCCGCCGUGCGUGACCCAGCGACAGAGGCAAGCGUCAGAUUGCCUGGGCCCAAACUCCAGCUCUCCCCAGCGCAGUUCCCAGCCUAUCGCUGUACCUCCCGCCAGCAGCAGCCCUAGCUCCAUCACCAGCUCCAUGCCUCACCAGCAAUCCCACAUGCCCGUGAACAUGACAAUAAACGGCCCUGGAGAACAAUCUGGCUCCUACCUGUCAACCUCCACAGACUCUGGCUACCUGCUUACCCCCGCCCACGGACAGAGGCGCAGACUCGGCGACAGCGCGCCCUCCCUCAGCUCUCCCCACCUCCCAGCCCACGCUGUACCUCCCAACAUGGGCCCAGGUAUAUUUUCUCCUGUGUUUAGUUCGCAGUCCCUGUUGAGCGACGAGGGAGAGGCCGGGAGAUUUUACCGGGCAGCGGGGAGCACCUUCGGUUCGUCCGGUUCGUUUGUUAACCUGCGGAGCCCGUACAUAGUGUCACCCAGCCCGGCCAGCGAGCAGCAACAACACGGUAAAGCCGCCAGCUUCCGUACCCUGCCCCUCCCGCGGCGCCAGGCAGCGUCGGGCUCAGCCGGUGGUGACCCGGCAGCCGCGCCACACGGACAGUCCACGCACGGGUUGAAGAAACAAGCUAACAGUUGCCCGGCUUCGGCCGCCGGCUCCUGCACCGACAUCCCGCUGCUCCUACUCAACGGAUGCAGCCAGUUCCCAGCGCACGACGCCCGCGGGCCGCAGAGUCAGAGACUGCCGUCUAUCUCCGCCAGCACCUCCAGCCUGCCCCGCUCUGACUGCCCCACCAGGGAAUUCUCCAAAGCUGCCAGCACCUCAGAUAUCCCACGUGAUGUAGAACCUACGGUGAAAUUUGUACAGGAUACAACCAAGUAUUGGUACAAACCACAUGUCAGCAGAGACCAGGCCAUUGAGAUACUGAAAGACAAGGAGCCAGGUUCGUUCCUUAUACGAGAGAGCUCCACGUAUAUCGGGUCUUUCGGACUGGCCAUGAAACUCGCAUCCAACCCAGACAGUCCCGAGAUAAAGACGGGAGAUUCUUCCGGCGAGUCAGUCCGACAUUUCCUCAUCGAGUUCUCUCCAAGAGGAGUGUGUUUGAAAGGCUGUCCCCAGGAACCGUACUUCGGCAGCCUGUCCGCACUGGUCUACCAGCACUGUAUCACCGCGCUCAGCCUGCCCCGCGCACUGCGGCUGCCCCGGAAAGAGAGUCCGAAGGACCGGAGUGAGGGCCGGAGUGCGGACGCGGCCGGAGACAACGCCUCUCCCCAGAGAAAGGCCGGAGCGGGCUGUCCUGUUCUCUACCUGAACUCGGUGACCAUGGAGUCGCUGACGGGGCCACAAGCCGUGCUCAAAGCGACCUCGUGUAUCCUGGAGCAGCAGCCUCUCACCCACCCCAUUCGGGUGCAGUUCCAGGUGUCCGAACAAGGCAUCAUCCUGACAGACAGCAAGCGGAAAUUGUUCUUCCGACGUCACUACCAGGCCGGCUCCAUCAACCACUGCGGCCUCGACCCCAUGCAGCGGAGGUGGCGGAAAGACAACGAGCCGUCGAGAAUCUUUGCGUUCGUGGCGAAAAAACAGGGCGGUUCGUCGGAGAACGUGUGCCACGUGUUCGCGGAGCUGGAGCGGGAGAACUCCGCACACCUGAUCAUUGGGCUGGUGACCAGCAGGCUGCUGGAGCCGCAGCGGAGGUGACGGGUCGUUGACCAGCAGGCUGCUGGAGGAGAGGGGCCGGCGGACAGACGGUGGUAGACCCCAAACCCCUACCCCGCGCUGCCCAUCGGCCCAUCUCUCUUCCCACUGCCCCGGGCACACGGCCAGAGGCUGGGACCCCAUCUCCAGCCCCAACGCCCAGCAGCCGAGCAUCACAGCGCCGUGGAAUGUGCGCGCUGUUUCACAACAGGUUCAAUUCACAGCAGGAGCCACAGGUAUUGAAAGAUGCAGCAGGCCCUUCGGCCCGCCCAGUCCACACCCACCAUCGAUCACCCAUUCACACUAGUUGUAUGUUUCCCACUUUCACGUCCGCUCCGUCCACACUGGGGAUAAUGUACAAAGGACCAAUUAAUCUACACGUGACGCGGGAGGAACCCGGAGCAACCGGAGGAAACCCACGAGGUCACAGGGAGAACAUGCAAACUCCACACAGCCAGCACCCGAGGUUAGGCUCGCACCCGGUUCGCAGGCGCAGUGGGCAUUUCUGUUGGAGUCCAACACGCAGCGAGUCAGUUUGGUCAGAUUCCCCGUGUCCCCGACCCCCUCACUGCGCGCCACAGUUCACAUUCUAAGGUAAUGCUCUAAAUGCAGGUUCAGGUUGCCGAUGAUCUCACAAGCCCAUGUGGUCCCGACACCUUCGCCCCCUGCUGCCUCCUCUGAGAGUGAAGCUCCCACUGCCCACGUCGCCUGCCAAGACCCCCCACCCCCACCACCACUGUGCCUGUAGCCUCUCAGUGUCCGGCUCCAGGCCUGCGCUGAUAUGUUGCACCUUACGGGAUAGAGGGCAUUUUAAGCACACUCGCUUCACUGCGCCUGUUACUGUUUAACAGAAUGUAAUCACCAAAUACAAAUUACCUUCAAAUAAAUAGUUCCUAUAAUUUAAUACAUUGCAAACUGUUCACUGAUUGUCAAAAUAAUUGUAUCAUUGUCAAUCUCACUCUAUACUUAAAAUAAUGAUAUUCUGUGUUUAAAUGAUGUAUCUGUGUUUAAAUGAUGUAUCUGUGCAAUUAAUAUUCGUUCUGCGUCUCUUUAAAUUGUGUACUUUAAAAAUUAAAUAUUUUUUCAGCUUGA
Molecule: messenger RNA, 4746 nt
Organism: Leucoraja erinaceus (little skate)
Lineage: Eukaryota; Metazoa; Chordata; Chondrichthyes; Rajiformes; Rajidae
Product: tensin-4-like
Exons: 15
Coding region: 739-3657 (972 amino acids)
Molecular function (GO): protein binding
Source: RefSeq, a predicted model, not a curated record